AACACAAUUAAAUAAAAAAUAAAUAACGUAUUCCUCAAUUAAAACAUGCGAAAUUAUAGUCAUUUGUUAUUGCUUUCAAUGUGUCUAACAAUAGUCUUUAUUGUUUUAAAUAUGAAAUCAUCUACGGAAUUGCUUGAGCCUGCAAGUAUUGCCGGAAAGCGUAGCUUCCGGAAGCAACAGGAAGAAUCGCGCGCCGACUAUCGAUGGAUCGCUCACAAUAAGACGCCUCGAUAUGUCACUCCUUCCCUUGCCGAAUUGGGUAACAUACCGUACAAGUACAAGCACAUCCUUAUGUUAACACGCAUACCUGGCACAGGCGCUGAACUAAUAGUGCUGAUCCUGCAGCGUUUGCAAGGAUACAAUGCUUUCAAACACAUACGUCUACCACCGGGCGAUCAUGGAUUUUUAUCUACUUUGCAACAAGACUUACUAGUGGAAGAAAUUUCAAAUAUCGUCAAACAAGAAGCUAUUCCCUUAACUUUCGAUGGAGAUGUAAAGUUUCUAAAUUUCUCGAAAUUUGGACGGCAAGGACCUACGUUUAUUUCUUUAGUGAGAGAUCCUUUGGAUCCACGCAUCUGGCAAAAAUAUGAAAAGGGAGAAGAAGGAAUGCUUUAUCGUGGAGCUAUACCUCACUUUUGUGGACAGGAACCGCGUUGCAUGGAACCAAAUGACACAUGGGCGUUAGAACAAGCUAAAGCAAAUGUUGUUCGAUGGUAUCCUGUUGUUGGCAUACUGGAUUACAUGGAGGAGACGUUGAACGUACUUGCAGUCGAAUUUCCCUAUUUUUUUAAAGGCGCUAUUCGUAUUUAUGACCAAUUUCGGCCAAAAGAAAAGUACCUGUUUGCUUCUUCAGUAACUCUAAAUCCAUUAGUUAUUGAAGAUAUGCUUUUAAGAAAAGUUCUUGCACAAGAAGUAGAAUUUUAUGAAUGGUUGAAGUUCCGACUUCUCAACAGAACUUUCCACAAUGACCGAGUUGUUCCGUGACUUGAUUAUUCAAAAAUAGGAUUAGACGUCACAAUUUUAUAAUUAUUACACCAAAGAAAUAAAUUUGAACUUUCCGUGCCAUUUAGAGGUUGACUAUGUAACUGUAUAUCCCGUGCAAAUCGUUGCAGUUGCAUUACGUAGAUAUACUCGAUUUUUUUACCGGUGUGGUACACUGUCUCAUCAGUAGAGUAGUUGUCAUGGCGCUUGUAAACUUGUAAAUUACAAAGUUAUUACAAUUUUCAUAUAUCAAUCUAAUUUAAUAUUUGUCGAAUAAAUACAGAAAAGUACAAAGAAAUGCGUUACGUGUUUGUCGUUUUCUUUCCUUUCCUUUCAAAUUCGUCCAUUUUCCUAGCGAAAAAUGCAACUCAGGAGAUCUGCUGUUUAUGUACACACAAUAAGAAAAGCGAAAAUGCAGCUUGUUUCGAUUGCCACUACAUUGAUAUCAUUGUUUGCUAUAAAAGGGACAUUAUACCGUGCCAUUGAGUACGUUGUUUCUGCGCGUAAUUCUAAACAAAAAGAAUUUUUAUUUAUUCAGAUAAAACGUCAUGCAAGUAUCUAUCUUAUGAGCACGAUUAAUUCUCUAUAGAAUAUAAAAAUAAUUGUCAAUAUCGUGACCAUUAACUGCACUUUUGCAAAUGUAUACUUGUUUAUUGUGAAUGAAAGUCAGGGAGAAAGCGAAUUGGAUUGAUUGACGCGUCGGCGAUGCGUGCAGCAAGAUAGUAGGAUCAUGUUGAUGUACA
Linepithema humile (Argentine ant) is the source of this 1724-nucleotide messenger RNA. RefSeq names its product uronyl 2-sulfotransferase-like. Lineage: Eukaryota; Metazoa; Arthropoda; Insecta; Hymenoptera; Formicidae. Gene Ontology annotation, molecular function: sulfotransferase activity. Gene Ontology annotation, cellular component: membrane. The record is from RefSeq and is a predicted model, not a curated record.